Micropterus dolomieu (smallmouth bass) is the source of this 5008-nucleotide messenger RNA. It is a transcript of the gene emilin2a, whose product is annotated as elastin microfibril interfacer 2a. Gene Ontology annotation, molecular function: protein binding. The transcript has 9 exons. Bases 61 to 3450 code for a protein of 1129 amino acids. NCBI's taxonomy places the organism in Eukaryota, Metazoa, Chordata, Actinopteri, Centrarchiformes, Centrarchidae. The record is from RefSeq and is a predicted model, not a curated record.
GUGACUUUGGUGGUUGGGAGCAGCGCGCAUGAUAAUAACAGAGUAGGCCGAUCCUUUUCUAUGUUAGGAAUAUUUAUUUUUAAGGAGUUUGUAAGUAUGAAUUACAGGAAUGGAGCGAUGGACUGGCGGUGGACAGUUUUCACACUGUUUUUGAACUUUCAGUUCACUUACGGGUCUCCCUCCUCUUAUGACUUGUUCCAAGGGUCCGCAUACACUGGCGUGGUACAAAGACACAGAAACAGGAACUGGUGUGCCUAUGUGGUGCGCAAGAACGUGAGCUGUGCCGUGCAGGGAAGUGUGGAGAGUUUCCAGGAGCCCGUAGUGGCCCCCUGCCCAGCCUACCAGCCCGACUGCCAGCAGCAAGUGACAUACCAAAAUCGGUUUCGACCCACAUACAAGAUUGCCUUCAAGACAGUCACAGAGUUAGAGUGGAGAUGCUGUCCCGGUUACCAGGGUCCAGACUGCAAAGAUUUAAAACCAGCCCCAGACCGACAAACAGUUCAGGGAAUACAGCCUUACCUCCCAUCAAAUCCUGGACAUACAACAAGACACACACAGAGGCCAGAGAGGAGGGAGACAGGGCAUCAUGAGAUGAGGCAUGGUGGGACAGAUAAGGUCCAUCUUCUAGAAGGUCAAGUUCAGCGCCUGUCUAAGACAGUCCUGGAUCUUCAGUCUGCUUUGACAGGGUUAACCGCCAACCUUCGCACAGAGCUGCAGGAAGACUCAAAGCAGAUGCUGGUGACACUUCUCAACAACAUGCGUCCGCCAGACAGUGCUACUGCUGCAGGCACAGAGGAGAGCCCAGCAGUGCUGGAUGGUCAUCAGGCAACUAGAGGUGGGAUUGCUGGAGACAAGGCUAUAGAUAAAAUAGUGGCCCGGUUGGAUGAUAUCAACAAUGCACUGAAAAGCAAGGACGAAGCUUUGGAAGACCUAAGAGGAGCUAUGACAAGUCAUGAAGGGCAGAUCCGUGUCUUGAUGGAUGCUUCUCAAUCUCAGACUCCAGCCAUAGCAGAGUUUGAUGUUAUACAGACCUACAUUGAUGGGAAAUUUGAGAAGCUGAAGAAGGAGCUAGACCAGAAUGUGGAGGAACAGAUGGCCAAGCUACAAACCUCAUGCAAUGACAAGAUCCAGAGCUUGCAGAAGACCUGUGAAGACAGCCGUGACCAACGUUUGGUCAGCCUGACUGAGCUGGUGGAUACCAAGGAUGCUGAUCUGAGAAAGGAGAUCCGGGCACUACGUCUGGACAUGGCCGCCGCAGAUGGACCUAUACGAACUCAAAGGCAGACAGAUGUAUCCAAAGGGGAAGAGGAUCAUAGUGACCACAAAGACCUGUGGCGUGAGAUUGACCGUAUUGCAGAGGCUCAUCGCAUCCUGAAUGUCCGAAUUGACAAUGAGCUGGCGCACCUUUCUGGACCAAAGGAUGACAAUGAGUUUGGCCUACUGAUUGAAGAGCUGGAGUCACGCAUUAAUAUCACGGAACAAAAUGCAGAAACUCACUGUUUCUAUAUUGAAGAGAAGCUGACUCGUACAAUUGCUGAAGAAGUGGCAGCACUUCGGCAACUUCUGGAUGAGCGUCUGAACAGCAUGGAGGACCAGCUUACGAACAUGCUGGUGGAAAUGAGCAACAACUCCUUCCCUGGGAUGUUUGGUGACUCCAUGGAUGGUAUCCAGGCAGAAGUCAACAACAAUAAGUUCCUCCUCCAAGGCUUGGAUGAAAAGGUCAGUGCUGUUGGAGAGAUGUGCUCUGCAAGAUGUUCAGGCUCAGAAAAUGUUGUAGGUGCACCACACACACCUAACAGUCUAGAAAAUAUUUUGAAGGACCUAAGUCGGUAUAGGAAUGACUUGGAUGUUCUUCACACAGAUGUCAAUGCCAACACAGACAAACUCAGGCAACUGCAAGACCUUGUUGAAAGGCAGUCAGUUGCAAAUGAGAGACGUACCAAGACGAUGGAGGACUUCCAGAAGGGGUUGAUUAAUGUCCAAAACAAUCUGGCUAAUUCUGUUACUGAGUUAAGUGACUCCUUAAGCAAAUACAACCAGGAUAUGUACAGAAUAAACUCGACAUGCUGCCAUGCAGAGCAGAGUGGCACUGGCAGUCCACCACAGGUCAACUUGGCAUCAGUCAUUGAAGUACCCAGUAGUCAGGCGGACGACACAAGGCGUCAGGUGGAGGAGCUGAAGAACAGGCUUGAUACGCUCAGUAAACACGUGUCAUCUGAACUGAGUCAAUGUAAACAGAACACACAGGGUGUUUCUGAUGGCAUGUCUGCUGUGGAUGGACGCGUGACCAGACUUGAAAAGGUGUGUGGAAGGUUAGAUGGGGUUUCCGUCAAUAUCAAAGAGCUGAAAGAUGGACUGGAGAGACAUGUUGGUGGUCUGCGGGACUGUGUAUACAGGAUGAACGCCACCUGUGUAAAUCACGGAGCCGACAUCAUCGUACUGAAGAAUUCCUUUCAGAAGUUCCAGGGACAGCUGUCUGCGAUGGCCAAACAUGUUUUGAAGGACAUCACUGCCAAAGAGCCAGGAAUGACCUUAAGACCAGAGAAGCCUUCUUCUUCGCCAGAUUCGACUCCAAACAGAUCCAGAAUCCAACAAAUCCACAUCCCUCUCAUCAUCCCACCGCAGCCAUACAAUCCCAGCCAACCAAUGAAGCCCAACAUACACACGAUCAAGAUCAGUCCGCCAAGCCAGCCGUCUAUGCCCCAGCAACCAGGCCUGCACACUCUCCCACUAGUUCCCGUAAGGCCUGUGGUGGAGACGGGCGAGGCAGGACCUCCAGGGUACAUCCGCAGAGUGACUGUGCGGAGAGGGUCUGAGGACUCUUCUAGCAUGCCUGUCAAAGGAUUUGCUGGAGCACCAGGUUAUCCUCCUCUGCAGCCUGCGUCUUUCAAGCCUCAAUCAGCCAGCCGCCAAGUUCCUUUGGCAGCAAAGGUGCCGUGGAACCUGAUGUAUCAAACUCCAGUUGAAUCACCAGUGUCAGUCGUCAACAGCGCCUUUGCUGAUCCCUUCUCCUUCUCUGCUGGCCUCACGCAGCCGCCCCUCUCUGCAGACUCUGGCACCAUCCGCUUCAACAGAGUUCUUGUCAAUGACGGUGGACACUACAAUCCCCACACAGGGAUCUUCACUGUACCUCUGGAUGGCCGAUACCUCAUUUCAGGGCUGCUGACUGCAAAGCAGGGUGACCGGGUACAAGCUGUGCUGUCCGUGUCUAACCGCAGUGUCCAGAGGCUGCAGAGCUCAGCGGGGCCUGUGGCCGGUCAACAUGGGGGCCCAGCUGGGGGUAACUGCUGCUCUGGAGGCUCAGUAUCCUUCAGUCUAAUCCUGCCGCUGAGGAAAGGAGACCGCGUGGGCCUGGUGAGGACCGGAGGCCAGCUGGCCACCACAGAGGCCAGGGAGAUCCUCUCCACCUACAGCGCUAUCUUUCUGUAUGCACCACAGGCCAAAAGAUAGCUGGAGCUCAGUUGGGCAGUAACAGCAAGGACUGGUUUGUUCCCAGAUAGUUGGACUGGAGGAAAUGUUGAAGAAAGUAUAGUUGUCACUGAUUUGCUGUGAUGCAACUGUUACCACGCAGCACCACUGUGUGAAGAUCCUCAGCUAUAAAUACAGUUAAAGAUUCAGAAAAUUGCAAUAUACCUGAAUACAAGAAGCAGGAUUUGUUUCUAAUAUAUUUUAUUAUCAAGCUGCCAUUUUGUAGCUAUUUUGAAUGUAUUGUGUAAAUAAGUGUUUAUAAAUUAACAUUAAAAUUCAUAAAUGUAAUUAUUUUAACAAAACCAUCUCAAAAACGCACUAUGGAGUAUGAGCAACAUCAGCAGAAUAUUGUUAGAUAAUAAACCACAAUGCAUCACCUUAUAGUACGAGCUUGCUUCAUCUUACUGUGUAAUCUACACUGUAGAAUGACAAAAUUAUUAAUAAACAUACAUGAAGAGAAGCAGGAGGUUUAGCAACACAACAAGCUUUUAUUAAUGUUGCAAACUUGGCUGGCUGCAGAAAGAUGAGGUUAGAAGGCAAAAAAAACCAUUUGGUUCAUUACAUACAGUGGGUGUGGAAGAAAAGCAAAUUUCCCCUCGCAUCACUCCUGAGACUUAAAAUAUUCCAACAGCAAACUGUAAGACGCAGGGAGUGUGCAUUUAGCCUUCAGUUCAGCCUGUUAACCCUCAAAAGAGAAAAAUACAGAUUUCUGUUCUAACAGUCCACUCACUGUUUUUCUAAUCUUGUGUUAUAAAAUAGAAGAAACUGAAAUGUGGAUUUAAGCUGCAAUAGCCUCAUUCAUGUAAACAACAGUUACCACUAGCGGUGGUUACUUUUGACUCAGACUGGAGACAAAAAAAAAAAAAAAAAAAAUGUGCAGCACACAAAUGUAUUCAGUUAGAAACUUUAUUUAAUAGAAAUAUGACCACAAGCCACACUUAGUUAGCUUCAUUAGGCCUGUAUUUUUUUUCUUCUUCAUACAAUGUACUUUGUUCUUUAAACAUACUUAAACCACAUCUGUAUACAAAUCAAACACAGCAUACACUUAAGGUAUUUCUGUUGGUCAGACACAAUCAAAUAGCAAGUAUUACCUCCAAACAGAAUGAAACAAACAGUCCCACAAAAGAGCACACACUUACAGGAAGAAAAUAAUAAAACAAAAGGGCAAAGACAGAACAAUGUGAUGAUCAGCUACUGGAUCAUUUUCCAUAGCAGUUGAGUGAGAACAAACAAUAUUAUAUACCAUGUUUCCCAGGACCACAGAGGAUGAAGUGUGAUUCUUCCACACAAGAUGCUUUACUUUCAUAGAAAGAAUGGAAUUAAUUUUGUUAUUCAUAACAUAUCUAUUUGACUUCACCAAACUUCGUAGAGAACAAGCAAAUAAAUGAAAGCAGAACACGCAUCUUAAUAAUCACAAAAACAUCUGGGCUACAGAGUGAAUGUGGAAACACGUCAGCAAAAUCAUGACAAUGAAAAAAAUCUAGAUGUAGCAUCAUCGUAAAAUUGUGCUUUUUUUCAUUAAAUGGUUUUUGACUGUCAA